AUGUGGAGGGUGAAGGCAAAAGUAGUCCCAGUGGUAAUUGCAGCACUCGCAAAGCCAGGAGUGUGUCCUGUCAGGUACUACAUACAUGCAGAUUGUACCGAAUCUUGCUCUAAAGACAGUGACUGCCACGAUAAUGAGAAGUGCUGCUCCAACGGAUGUGGACAUGAGUGCAUGGCUCCAGUCAUAGUGAAGCCAGGAUUUUGUCCUCACAGGCUUCCCGCAGCCCUUGGACCAUGUGUUGAGUCUUGCUCGACAGACAGUGACUGCCACGAUAGUGAGAAGUGCUGCUCCAACGGAUGUGGACAUGAGUGCAUGGUCCCAGAUAUAGUGAAGCCGGGAGUGUGUCCUCUCAGACUGUUGGAUGACAGAAGGUGUGCUGAAUCUUGCUCUAAUGACAUUGACUGCCCCGAUAAUGAGAAGUGCUGCUUCAGUGAAUGUGGUCGUCAUUGCAUAGAGCCUUACAUGGCAAAGCCAGGAGUGUGUCCUCGCAAAUGCUGGGACUUUGGGCUGUGUGUUGAAUCUUGCUCCAAUGACUAUGACUGUCGCGGUAAAGAGAAGUGCUGCCCCAAAGGAUGUGGACGUGAGUGCAUGGCUCCUGUCGGAGUGCCUCCUCCCAAACCAGAAUGUCCACCGCAUCUUAAUCUUGCUCUGUCACGUAAGGGGUGUAAUGACUGUCCUAGAGACCACACAUGCUGCGUCUAUAAUGGUUAUGAAGUCUGCGUCCCUCCUGUUCUCACAAAGCCAGGAGUGUGUCCUCGCAGGCACCUGACUGUUGGACUGUGUGGUAAACUUUGCUCCAAUGACAGUGACUGUCCCGGUAAACAGAAGUGCUGCUCUACCAAAUGUGGACGUAAUUGCAUGGCACCAUACAUAGUGCCUCCUCCCAAACCAGAAUGUCCACCGCAUCUUAAUCUUGCUCUGUCACGUAAGGGGUGUAAUGACUGUCCUAUAGACCACACAUGCUGCGUCUAUAAUGGUUAUGAAGUCUGCGUCCCUCCUGUUCUCACAAAGCCAGGAGUGUGUCCUCGCAGGCACCUGACUGUUGGACUGUGCGUUGAAUUUUGCUCCAAUGACAGCGACUGUCCCGGUAAACAGAAGUGCUGCUCUACCAGAUGUGGACGUAAAUGCAUGGCACCAUACAUAGUGAAACCAGGAGUGUGUCCUCACAGACGCUUCGAUAACAUAAUGUGUGGCGAAUUUUGCUCUAAUGAUAGUGACUGCCCCAAUAAUGAGAAGUGCUGCUUCAGUGGAUGUGGUCAUCAGUGCAUGGCACCUUACACGGCAAAGCCAGGAGUGUGUCCUCGCAAACGCUGGGACUUUGGACUUUGUGAAGAAUUCAUUGAAUCUUGCUCUCAUGACUAUGACUGUCCCGAUAACGAGAAGUGCUGCCCCAAUGGAUGUGGAAAUGAGUGCAUGGCUCCUGUCGGAGUGCCUCCUCCCAAACCAGAAUGUCCACCGCAUCUUAAUCUUGCUCUGUCACCAAAGCCAGGAGAAUGUCCUCGCACGCACCUGACUGUUGGACUGUGUGUUGAAUCUUGCUCUAAUGACAGUCACUGUCCCGAUAACGAGAAGUGCUGCCCCAAUGGAUGUGGACGUGAGUGCAUGGCUCCUGUUGGAGGUGAGAGAUAA
Molecule: messenger RNA, 1629 nt
Organism: Maylandia zebra (zebra mbuna)
Lineage: Eukaryota; Metazoa; Chordata; Actinopteri; Cichliformes; Cichlidae
Source: RefSeq, a predicted model, not a curated record